AUGCCUGGCCAGCUAAUCGCUCAGCCAAACCCUCCCCCAGACCCCUCUGAUCUCCCCGACUCGGUUCACGAGUAUGCCGUUCAACUCGACACGAGAAAUGUCCUUACGAAGUCUGAACUCGGUGCGAUUCAGAAGUUCAGACGAGCAGCCAACUACAUUGCUGCUGCGAUGAUUUUCUUGAAGGAUAAUGUCCUGCUUGAGCGCGGGUUAACUUUUGAUGACAUCAAGCCGAGACUUCUUGGCCAUUGGGGUACUUGCCCCGGCCUAGUUUUGGUAUACGCGCACCUCAACAGGAUCAUUAAAAAGACCGAUCUCGACUCUUUGCUGGUGGUCGGCCCAGGUCAUGGAGCACCUGCCAUCUUGGCGUCCUUAUGGCUUGAAGACUCGUUGUCUCCCUUCUGGGAGCCUUACACGCGUGAUCUUGCUGGCUUGACAAGGCUCAUCACAAAAUUUAGUGCGCCCGGAGGUUUCCCAAGCCAUAUCAAUGCCGAAACCCCUGGGUCCAUUCACGAAGGUGGUGAACUCGGUUAUGCUCUCAGCGUUGCUUUCGGUGCUAUCAUGGAUAAUCCUCAUCUUGUCGUUACUUGCAUUGUCGGUGAUGGCGAGGCCGAGACCGGUCCGACCGCUACUGCCUGGCAUGGGUACAAAUACAUCGACCCCGCUGAAUCUGGCGCAGUUCUUCCUAUCGUGCAUGUGAAUGGGUUUAAGAUCUCUGAACGUACUAUUUACGGAUGUAUGGACGACAAAGAGCUUAUAGCCCUGUUCAGCGGUUACGGUUAUCAGGUCCGCAUUGUCAGUGCCUUGGAAACUAUUGAUCAAGAUCUGGCUGCGUCUAUGGAGUGGGCCUUGGCUGAGAUUUCCCAUAUUCAACAAGCGGCUCGCAAAGGGAACCCCAUUGUAAAGCCACGCUGGCCUGUUUUGAUCCUGCGCACUCCCAAGGGCUGGACCUGUCCCAGGACAAUGCAUGGAGAGUUUAUCGAGGGGUCAUUCCACUCACAUCAAGUGCCGCUGCCGCUGGCCAAGACGUCACAGGAGGAGCUGCAAGCCCUUCAGGGUUGGCUUCUCAGCUAUGGUCCUCAUGAGCUUUUUGUCACCAAGGGCGAUGAAGGGGCGGUGGAGGGUGCACCUAGUGACGAGUUGCUAAGCAUCGUCCCUGACAAGAAGGAUAAAAAGCUUGGUUGCAGGAAGGAAGCAUAUGCCGCCUUCCAGCCUAUUCGAGUUCCAGAAUGGAUUCAUCUUGGGGUUAAAAAGGGAUCGCAGGCAAGUUGCAUGAAGGUAGUCGGAACGCUGUUGAGGGAUACGAUCAAGGCGAAUCCGACCACCUUCCGAAUUUUCUCUCCCGACGAACUCGUGUCUAACAAGCUAGACGCUGUGUUCGAUGUCACCGGACGCAAUCUCCAGUGGGACGUUGCUUCCCGCGCUGAGGGCGGGCGUGUCAUUGAAAUCUUGUCUGAGCAUACCUGCCAAGGCAUGUUGCAAGGGUACACACUUACUGGCAGAACCGCGCUCUUCCCGAGCUAUGAGGCUUUCCUUGGCAUCGUACACACCAUGAUGGUGCAGUAUAGCAAGUUCACAAAGAUGGCACACGAGACUGGUUGGAGGCACAAUGUUGGUUCCGUGAAUUAUCUGGAGACAUCUACUUGGGCACGUCAGGAGCACAAUGGCUUCUCUCAUCAGAACCCGUCUUUCAUUGGUGCUGUACUCAAUUUGAAGCCGGCGCUGGCACGCGUGUACUUGCCGCCUGACGCAAAUUGUUUCUUGUCCACUGUGGCCCAUUGCUUGAGGGCGAAGAACUAUGUGAACUUGAUGGUUGGUAGCAAGCAGCCCACGCCCGUUUGGCUGAGUCCUGAUGAGGCGAACAUGCACUGCGUUGCGGGCGCAUCUAUAUGGAAGUUUGCAAGCGUCGACGAUGGCGUGGACCCGGAUGUCGUCCUUGUUGGCAUCGGCGUCGAAGUGACAUUCGAAGUUAUAGCGGCUGCUGCACUCCUUCGCAAGAUGGCUCCCGCCCUGCGAGUGCGCGUCAUCAAUGUCACCGAUCUCAUGAUUCUCGGACCUCAUGGCAGCCACCCGCAUGCCUUGAGUGAUGAUGAUUUUGACACGCUUUUCACCAAGGACAAGAAUAUCAUCAUUAACUACCACGGCUACCCUAUCGAAGUGAAAGGUUUGAUCUUUGGUAGGCCUGGAGUGGACAGGAUCACCAUUGAGGGGUAUCGUGAGGAGGGAACGACAACAUCUCCAUUUGAUAUGAUGCUUUGCAAUCACACGUCUAGGUAUCACGUUGCCGCAGCCGCCAUUCGCGCUGGUGCACUUUUCAGUACGAAGGUUUCAACGGAGGCUCACGCGGAGGCAGCCUACAUCAUGCACAUGGCCGCGAAAGACAAAGAGUAUAUAUUUGCUCACGGAACGGAUCCUGAUGGCACAUUUGACACUCCCAAAUUCAACUAAGGACAACAUUUGAGAUCAUCGACUGUGUAUCAUAGCUAUGAGUUUGAUGUGUAUUACUACUUGUAUUUAUAUUCGAAUAUGUAUGCGACGGACAGUCGCC
Molecule: messenger RNA, 2545 nt
Organism: Suillus clintonianus
Lineage: Eukaryota; Fungi; Basidiomycota; Agaricomycetes; Boletales; Suillaceae
Product: XFP N-terminal domain-containing protein
Exons: 11
Coding region: 1-2445 (814 amino acids)
Biological process (GO): carbohydrate metabolic process
Molecular function (GO): aldehyde-lyase activity
Source: RefSeq, a predicted model, not a curated record